AUGACGGCGGCACCCGAGCCCGCGGCCGUCGGCGGCGGAGCGGCACCGCCGGUCGCUAGUAGGGUGUGGGAGUGGGAAGGGAAGGUGGCGUCGGCCGUGGCCGAGGCGACGGCGGACGAGGCAUGGGCGCUGCUGUCGGACUUCCUGGCGUUCCACCGGUGGCACCCGCGCGUGGCCGCGUGCCGGCUGGCGUCGGGCACCCCGCGCGCGCCCGGCUGCGUCCGGUACUGCGAGGGCACCACCACCGCCGGCUCCAGAGACCCCGCGGACUGGGCGCACGAGACGCUCCUGGAGCACGACGCGGAGCGGCGGUUCUUCCGGUACGAGAUGAACGACAACAACAUGGGCUUCGGCCUCUUCUUCGCCACGUUCCGCGUCGCGCCGGGCGCCGCCCCCGGCGGCACGGGGUGCGAGCUGCGGUGGGAGUUCGAGUGCGAGCCCGUGCGCGGCACGCCCAGGGACGCGCUCGUGGCGCGCCUGCAGGCCGGACUCGACGGUAUGGCGGCGCGCGUGCGUGACCACGUCCUGGCCGCGCGCGCCACCGGCAGCGACGCCGCCGCCCCUGCCGUGGUGGCCGCGGGGCUGGAGGCCGCCGGUGAGCUCGUCGUCGUCAAGCUCGACAGCUCCAUCGCUGCCGUCUGA
Molecule: messenger RNA, 642 nt
Organism: Miscanthus lutarioriparius
Lineage: Eukaryota; Viridiplantae; Streptophyta; Magnoliopsida; Poales; Poaceae
Source: the annotation of a GenBank genome assembly